Molecule: messenger RNA, 1266 nt
Organism: Lucilia sericata (common green bottle fly)
Lineage: Eukaryota; Metazoa; Arthropoda; Insecta; Diptera; Calliphoridae
Product: rho GTPase-activating protein gacK-like
Exons: 2
Source: RefSeq, a predicted model, not a curated record
CAUCAAAUGCAGUUGUUGCUGCUGCAGCAGCAGCGGCUGCCGCCGCUACUUUAACAACUUCGCUACCACGUUUAUCGGCUAAAACCACAAAUCUGGGUACGGUUACAAGACCAAGACCACAACCUAUAGCGGGUACACCACCACCGGAUCCAAAUGAAAAAUGUGACACAAAGAUAAUUCAGCAAACAUGCAGUCUCUUUGGAUUAGAUUUGGAACGUCCACCACCGGUACCACCGUCACGCAACUACACCGUUACCGGCAAUACAAAACUAUGUUUUCCACAAAAUCGUAUUAUGAAAAUGAAUUUCCCUGAGGACACGAUUACAAAUCCGCCCACCGAACAAUUGAAAAAAGGUGAAAGUGUAACGGUUGUUGGUGCCUCAACAUGUCGUGGUCAUUUGAUAGUCGAGCACAAAGGACAAAAUUUUCAUGUACCCUUUCAAUAUAUGGAAUUGGUUAGAGGACAUCAUCAGCAACAACAGCAACAACAACAACAUCAUCACUCCCAUCAUCAAACUGCUAAUGUCACUAAUACGAAUGCAAAUACACAGCAAAAUGCGAAUAAUGUUGUCAACUGCAACAGCAACAAUAAUAACAAUGGAAACAACAACAAUUUGGCCAAUAAUAACAAUGUUAACAGUGGCAACAACAAUAACAAUGGUGGUGGUGGUGGUGCUAACAAUGGUAAUAAUGUUGCAACAAGUGCAGCUGUCAAAAUAUAAUGUUGAUGGACAAUGGACAAUUGUAACAGCAACAACAACAACAGUAAUGAAAUCAACAACAUUUUAUGACAAUGAGUAUUUGCAAAUGUAUGAAAGUAUUAGAAAUGAGGGCAAAGAGGAUUUGAAGAGAAUGUUCUAGCUUGACAGAACAUGAAUAUUGUUUUGUUUUGUUGUAUGUUUGAGUGCCUAUGUAGACUCUAUAUAGAUAUCUGACCUGGUCAACAGUGGAAGAUGUUACUAAAGAAAUUGCUAUUAAAUAAUAGUUACCGACAAGAUAGUAGAUCCUUUAAGAGAAAUUUCGAUUAUGAAUUUCAAUUUUGUUAAACACAAAUAGAUCGAUAUUAUUUUAACUGAGUUAUAUCGAAAUUGAUCCAAUCUGACGUAAAUGAAAUCUGGAUUUCCUUCUGUGACACUAUAUAAUCUUAUUUUCCAAAUUUAGUAACUAUAUUUUUUAAAAUUUAUAACCACUGUCAACUAGUAUUGUGUUUCAUCUGAUGAUUAAACAAAUACUUACGCACCUAAUCCAUGUUGCACCUACAAACUC